Molecule: messenger RNA, 4724 nt
Organism: Peromyscus californicus insignis
Lineage: Eukaryota; Metazoa; Chordata; Mammalia; Rodentia; Cricetidae
Gene: Tmem169
Product: transmembrane protein 169
Exons: 4
Coding region: 1860-2753 (297 amino acids)
Source: RefSeq, a predicted model, not a curated record
GUGGACAGUGGGUAUGAGGGUGGGUGUGAUGGAGGUGGACAGUGGGUAUGAUUCUUUGGGAAUUUCACACCAUACAUUCCAAUCCCGCUCACCUCUCAGUCCCUCCAUGUCCAUCCUUUACCUCUGCAGCGCGCCCCCCCAAAUUAAUUAAAAACAAAACAACAGAAAAACCCCACCUUGCUCCUUCAUCUUUCCAACAUCUCUUCAUCCAUCCUAGUGGCAUCGGGAGCUGCGGGGUGUCACACAGUACACUCUUUUGUCCAAUCAGCUCCACCCACAAAAUGUUCAUUGCAAUGAGUCAUUGCUCUGGUUCAAGGCCUCUGGCACACCAUCAUCACUGAACCCUCGCCAAAACUCCUCUUGGAUAUCCGGCUGUUGCCCUGAGUCAUAGAGAUCCUGUGGUUAUCAUUCCGCAGGAACAGUCCCUUCACACAUUCUAGGAGGUCAUAGAUGGGGUAGAAGCUGGGGUGGGCCAACCCAAGGCCCAGAGUGUGUAGACCCUCCUCUUUUAACAACCGUUACAUCAUUCAGAGUAGGCAUUUCUUUUCUCCUCUGUCCUAAGAAAUCAACAGGUGCAUACUGGCUUUCUGGUACGUGUCCAACCCACCAGUGGCGAAGAAGUUUAAGGCAAUUCCUGACCUUUACAAGUUUAUAGUCUGCCUGUGGGGAUGAAUGAGAGCUCACGAUGCCACUUACAAUCCUUGACAUGAAGCGCUUCAUAACUAAGUACUAAAAGUAUAGAAGACAUGGCAGGUGUUAUGGAACCCCCCACACCCCAAUACUGGGGUUAAAGGCAAUGGCCAUGCCUGGCUUUCAUAUGGGUGUUAGGGAUUUGAACUCAGGUCCUCUGGACGCAUCCACCGAGCCAUCUCCCCAGGCCCUGGCAUACACUGUUGUUGUUACUUGUAAAGACAAUUUAUUUGGUAUUGGGGAGAACUCUGCAAUGCCCCUCCUCUCCUCAACUCACACAAACUGAGUGGCAGAGAAGUGUUUGCCUGGAAAGAAAAUGUGGAUGCUGUCCAGGAAGUGAAACCAAGUUCAACUAGAUUCUUCGUUGUUGUUUUGUUUUUUUCAAGACAGGGUCUCACUAUGUAAUUCUGACUGUCCUGGACCUCACUCUGUAGACCAGGCUGGCCUUGAACUCACAGAGAUCUGCUUGACUCUGCUUCCCAAGGGCUGGAAUUAAAGGCAUUCGCCACUAUGCCCAGCUAGUUUCAACUAGACUCUUAAAAAAUGAAGGACACAGGGCCCUGGAGACCACCCAUGGUCUCACUGUAACCCCUUCAUACCUUAUAAAAGUCUUGAACCAAGUGAAGGAGGAAGGUGAAGCAGAGUCUCUUCUAUUUUCUACUGGCCUUGAGUAAUCCAACUAACGUCCACUAAUGUCUGUCUCCCCCCGGGCUUUUAGUACAGCAGUGAGCAGACUGACUUAAGAUCUGACAACACCGGGUGUCCACCUGUGGUUGAUUAAGCUCUGUCUGUCUGUCUUUCUGAAGAAGUGGAAUGCACCCAAGGCCAGUGGCAAGUGUCUCGGCAACAGACUCUCAGCAAGGGCUGACGCCAUUUUUUUUCACCUGUCAACUCUGGAGAGGUCUUGCUCUGAUUGGCUGGCAGACAGUGGAUGUGAAUCUGAGGACAAGAGAAGACGGGUUGUUGAAAGUGACUCUUCCAGGUUCCUGCAACUUUCUGAGGGCGUGUUGGACUAGCAGGCGGGCUUUCCACACAGCAAGGCUGCACGCAUCCUGGGGGGCAUGUCUGCAUAGUCCUUUCCAGGUAGGAGCCGUGUGCUGCAUGGAGCGUGAGUUUGCUCAAGCGAGUCAAACCGUCUAACGUAAGCUCGGCUAGUUCUCAGGACUGGGAUGGAAGAGUCAGUACCGGCGGAAAGCCAGGGCCAGCUCCCAAGCCCCCACCAUGGCUCACUGAGGAGGGCAGUGGCUGCUGCCCUGGCCCUGGAUGGGGAGUCCACACUGGGCCGCAGGAAGAAGAAGAGGAAAGAGUCUCGCCCAGAAUCCAUCAUCAUCUACCGGUCAGAUAAUGAGAAGAUGGAUGAGGAGCCUGAAGAAUCAGAAGGCGGAGAUCGGCCCAAAGAGGAGGAGGGGGAGGAUUUCCUGGACUAUCCUGUAGAUGAUGGUGUGUGGAACAUGCCUUUGGACAGCCGCUACGUCACACUAACUGGGACCAUCACCCGAGGGAAGAAAAAGGGUCAGGUGGUGGAUAUCCAUGUCACUUUGACGGAGAAGGAGCUGCGGGAACUGACCAGACCCAAGGAGCUGUCAAGGGAAGCCGCCCCGGAGGGAGGAAGGGCCUGCGAGGUGGGGGCCGACCAGGGCCCGCACGUGGUCCUCUGGACACUGGUCUGCCUCCCCGUGGUCUUCGUCCUUUCUUUCGUGGUGUCAUUCUACUACGGCACCAUCACCUGGUACAACAUCUUCCUCGUGUACAACGAGGAGAGGACCUUCUGGCACAAGAUUUCCUACUGCCCCUGCCUCAUUCUCCUCUACCCGGUGCUCAUCAUGGCCAUGGCCUCCUCCCUGGGACUCUAUGCCGCCGUGGUCCAGCUCUCGUGGUCUUGGGGAGCAUGGUGGCGAGCUGCCUGUGACAUGGAGAAAGGCUUCUGUGGCUGGCUCUGCAGCAAGCUGGGGCUGGAGGACUGUUCUCCCUACAGCAUUGUGGAGCUGCUGGAGUCUGACAACAUGUCGGGCAAUCUCUCCAACAAGGACCCCAUCCAGGAAGUAGAAACCUCCACUGUCUAAACCGCCAGUGACCUCUUUCCCAGGCCCGCGUAGUCCACUGGUCAUGCUACAGUUCUACCAGGUUCUUUCCUUAAAACUAUCCAGUACCCUCUACAGUCCUGGAAAAUCCUAGCUCGCACUGGUCCGUUCCACCAUCUUCGUGAUCCAACAGGGCAGAAACCAGAAAGGUGACUGGUGCCAAAGCAGUUCGUCUGAUCGACAAAUGUGUCUUGACUCUUUGCCCUAAAGUGACCCUUGAUCUGGGAUAUGAAGAUCCACUGUAAAUCCCUUCAGGGGCCUGGAGGUGUUAUGGGUGCCUGUAUUCCGGGGAAGUGUGUGCCUAAGGGUGACAGGAAGAAUAAAGAGGCUCAGGGGUAACCAAAUCCACCAAGAAAAUAGCUGGAGACGGGGUGGCACAUUCAGGGAGGUAGGCUGCUACUAUAAAGAUGGCGUGCAUCACUUACGUUUGGAUAGAACUACCUAUAACUCAAGCCCCACACAUCAGUGAACUAAACAGGAGAGAACUCUAUUUCCUUCUUAGAUAGAUGUCUGGAGGCGGACCAUCCCCAGGCCCUGUGACAUCAUCUGGAAUGCACAGGAUGGUGGCCAUCAGUGCCCUUUCCCUCAGUUUCCAAAUGCUGACCACAUCUCUGGCCAUCACAGCCUCGUUGCUGGAAAAUACACAAGAAGCAAAGGAGGGCACAAAGCCUCCGUCAAUAUUUAUGGUAUCUCAAUGACCACACUAUAGUCACAUGACCUCACAAUCGAAAGAUACUGGGAAAUGUAAUCUUUUAUCUGGGUAACUAUAUUCCUAGAUGAUAUUGGGGUUGUGUGAAUUCGUGAACAAGGGGAGAAUGGCUAUUUGGUAGUUGAGUAAGAAUCCACAUCUUAGCCAGGCAGUGGUAGCACACACCUUUAAUCCCAGCACUCGGGAGGCAGAGGCAGGUGGAUCUCUGUGAGUUCAAGGCCAGCCUGGUCUACAGAGCAAGUUCCAAGAAAGGUGCACAAAACUAUACAGAGAAACCCUGUCUCAAAAAACCAAAAGGAAAAAAAAAAAGGAAUCCACAUCUUAUGAUAGGUAUUUAGAUAAUUCAGAAUUCCAAACUACUAAUGCAGCUUUAUUUAUUUAUUCAUUUAUUCAUUUAACUAUUUUGGCUCUAGUCUUACAUGGAGAAUGUAUACAUAGAUAUGAGCUACAUACACUAUGCAUAUGCCUUGGAUAGUAGCAUCUCGUGUACUUGGCAACUUAAACUUCUGUCAUGUGGUUUCAGGUUCCUUUGGAAAACCUAUUAGAUAGGAUCAUACGGUUAUAUAACCACAGUAUAAUUCUUCCUGGAAAGGAAGGGGGAACAGGGAUUGACAGUAUUUAAUCUAUAAAGACAGAGGAGAGAGAGAGAGAGAGAGAGAGAGAGAGAGAGAGAGAGAGAGAGAGAGAGAAUGAAAAUCUGCCAAACACUAACUAACCCAGCAGGGAUCAGUAGCUCAAAACACAAACCACAUUUAGCUUGUGUUUUGGUCAAACCCAGGAGCCUUAUUCAUCAGAUCAGACAUUUCUAGCACGAAGCUUCCCUGACAGGAUUAGGAGUGAUGUAACAGAUUAAUCCAGAUGAAAAGAUUCUGGAUGGAAGAAGUAACAACUUCAUUUCUAAGAGUAUCCUGGUUUCAAACUCUCAAGUCCUAAGAGGUCGGUGAGUUUUGGAGUUUAUAAGAAGAGGUGAUGACUAUUUUUCUUUGUGUCUCAGAAAGAAGUGCUUCAAAGAACUGCCUGAACUGAACUAGAGGGGUUGAUCAAGCUCCCCCAACUGCCAGCCAGGGACAUUCAUUUAAUGUAUGGUGCUGAACUCCACUUUCAGAGAAUUAAAAAACAAUCCUGUUACUAGUUUGACCAGAAGAAAAAUAAAUGUGUCCAGUAUUUUUGAGAAUAGUGGUGCUUUCUGGUGAAUUUCCAGAGAUAUGAAUAAUUUAAAUGAAAAUAAAGAUAAUAAAAUCUGA